This is a messenger RNA of Monosiga brevicollis MX1, 437 nucleotides long. RefSeq lists its product as uncharacterized. NCBI's taxonomy places the organism in Eukaryota, Choanoflagellata, Craspedida, Salpingoecidae. The transcript has 5 exons. The record is from RefSeq and is a predicted model, not a curated record. Bases 79 to 336 code for a protein of 85 amino acids.
GGUUAUCGUGAUCCCAAUGAGGAGCCUGUCGCACCCCAACCGCUGUUGCCUCGCGAGGCCGACGUCGACGCCACAACCAUGACCGAAAUCCGGGUUCAAACCGCUGCUGAGGUUGAGCGCUACCGCCGUCUCGUUGAGGAGCGCGCCGCGCGCGAGGCGGCACAGGCUGGCGCGACGGGCGAGGCCAACACAUCCGUGGGGUCCACUGAGGCUGAGCCCAUGGACACCCAAAUUAGCGUUCAAGAUGGGGCUGACGAUGGAGCAAGGGGCGCUGCUAAACGCGACUACUCGACAGCGGAAACUCGGGAAGCAAUGGGCAUGAGCCCUGACUGCUGAGCCCACACACUGAGUUUUCCCACCGAGAUGUAUUUCAGGUUCUGAACGGGACAAUGACCUAGAGCCUCGCGAGCCCAUCCCCGCCAAUUGAGAAAAAAAUU